AUGAAGCGCAUAUCCAUAUCACGAUGCGCCUCACAAUGGCUGGCACAACCAUCGUCGCAUGGCCAGCCCGCGUGCCCACAUGCUGCGGCGAGGAACGUACGCCGAGGCCUCACAUGGUACAACCACCACAGGAUACACGCUCGGUUGCAGUCGACGGCAGCCGUGUCUAGUGAUAAUGCUCCCAUAGAUGCCCUCUCAGCGGUAUUCGAGCAGGUCAAGCCAGCGGCCAAGUCACGGUCCAGGUCCAAGCCUGCACCUGCACCCAAACUUCCACAACAUAUUGCCAACAAGCCCCUCGAACAGCUGCCAUCCCCGCAUCCAAAAGCCGCUGAAAGUUCGACAAAACUUCAUGCCCUGCGAAGUCGACUAUCCCUACCCCCACGCUUCCCCCUCCAAGUCCUCGCCCGCACACUGGUGCAUCCCUCCGCCGACCCAGAUCCCGCCUUCAACAACGCCUCGCUCUCGAUACUGGGACGCCAUUUGCUGGGCUACUAUACCUCGGAGUGGCUGUUAUGCAAUUACCCACGCCUACCAAUGUCGGUGCUGUUCGCUGCUGUGGAAGCAUACAUUGGACCCAAGGCAUUGGCUACCGUAGCCAGUGAGUGGGGUAUCGAGGCUGCGGCAGAGCCUGGUGGUGAAGUGGAACCAGGGCUGCUACAAUUCAAGAGAAUCAAGGCAGGCGAGCAACUUCCAGCAGUCUUGACACGGCAAGUACCAUGGAAGUGGAACGUCACCACCACGCACAAAAUCAUGAGGACGGACGAAUUUGGCUCGAAAAGUGCGCCAGUAGGCGCACAUACGCUACAAAAAACACCGGUCCCAAUGGAAGAAGCAGCACAGUCUUUUGUCCGAGCCUUGAUUGGCGCAUUGCACCUUCACCUUGGAUCUCCUCUCGUCAAGCGCUUCUUCCGCGACCACUUCCUCAGCCGACAUCUCGACAUCAGCCAGCUCUUCGACUUCCGCACGCCGACGCGCGACCUUUCCCGCUUAUGUGCGCGUGAGGGCCUCGAACCGCCCAUAGCCCGUCUGAUCUCAGAAACGGGACGACUGAGCGCCUACCCCGUAUUUGUGGCGGGCGUGUACAGCGGCAGAGACAAGCUGGGAGAAGGAUCGGGAAGCUCGUUGGACGAGGCGAGAGUGAGGGCGGCGGCGGCAGCACUCAAGGCCUGGUAUCUCUACAGGCCGGUCGAGGUCACAGUGCCCAGCAGCACAGAGGGCGAAGUGGACUCGAGCAAGUGGCGGCCCAACCAUGUCGAUUGUGGCGAGGUGAUUGUGUAA
This is a messenger RNA of Plenodomus lingam JN3, 1278 nucleotides long. RefSeq names its product mitochondrial 54S ribosomal protein mL44. Gene Ontology annotation, molecular function: structural constituent of ribosome; ribonuclease III activity; double-stranded RNA binding. The record is from RefSeq and is a predicted model, not a curated record. Gene Ontology annotation, cellular component: mitochondrion. Lineage: Eukaryota; Fungi; Ascomycota; Dothideomycetes; Pleosporales; Leptosphaeriaceae. Gene Ontology annotation, biological process: RNA processing.